This is a messenger RNA of Amoebophrya sp. A25, 7011 nucleotides long. Lineage: Eukaryota; Dinophyceae; Syndiniales; Amoebophryaceae. The record is from the annotation of a GenBank genome assembly.
AGUCAGGUUAAUCAUGUCCAAACAUCCCGUAUGGACCUGAUCUCUCUUGAUUUACCAAACUAAAACCCUGUAUUUCAUCUUUCUUGAAUUUCGAACAAGACCACCAAGACCUAGGUAGGAGUGAAGAAGAGGAUCUGGCUUACUCAUCUUUAUCAACAUUCUUGAGCGGUAGAGCAGAAGAUGUCGGACACCAGGAUCCAGAUCAAGGAUGACGGCCCUCUCAGAGGGUCAGGCGACUCGAUUGGCAUGACCGUUUUGAAGGUCUUUCCCUACGUCACUUAAGGCUCCCCGGAAUCUUCUCCCAUUUUGAAAAGCACCCAUCUUGGGGCACGCACCCCUCUCAGGGAUAAUCUAUCUCUCUUGGGGCGCCCCUCUCAGGGAUAGUCUCAGGGUCCCCAAGAUGACUUUCAAGAUGGAAGAUGCGAGGAAGAUCUAAGUCACGUUUACCUACCUCACCGUGAUGGGGGUCUUCGAGAUUAUCAAUCAUGUACCGUUAAGGCAACGAAACAUAUCCAGAAGUAGUAGAAGUAGAUCAUGCAACUCUGUCACCACUCCAUCCUGUUUUGAAAUGAUUAUUUAAUUGUCGAGAUGAAAAGAUUAUGCACACGACUCUCUCUCGCCCUAAGCAUUCUGGCACUUAUCUCACGCUUAACCCGUUUUGCAUAGGUGGCGUGUUUUGAUUUUUUGUAUUUCCAGUCCGACGUGUUCUCUUGUGGUCUCGAACUCCACCACUUCGUUGGAACCCAGCAAACGAGUCACUUUUUCUCUAAUGUGAGCCUUCGAGUGUCGUGCGCACAAAGUCAGAGUUACCAAGGCAGCUGAAGGGGUUAGCAUCCCAGCAAAAGCGAGAGUGGUGGACCUGCACAAGUACUCCUCUGCUUUUAAGAGUAAGUAAGCUUUACUAGGUGUUCCUCCUUCGCUCGGCCGUUAGUUUUCUUGCUUCUCUCCAACGAAAUUAGAGGGACGAAACUCUUCUGUGGAGCCUUGUCACAUCGAUUCAUCCUGCAGGUAGAGGCAAUAGAUCUAUCAAGGGUGCACAGAAUAGGGAGUAGAGCAAAGGCAUAACAUUUAUAGGAAUAACUUACGGGGUAAGUAGCAGCGAAUGCGAACACCAAAUAUAAAACCCUACCACCUCUAACUCCUCUUCGGGGUAUCAAAAAGCGACCCACCAAGUUGGGACUCUGACUCCGACGUGGUGCCUGGCCGAUGGAAUCAUGACCCGCAACGCCUUCUUGAGCAUGUUCGUUCAUAACGGCUUUGUCAUUAAGGUCACAGAAGGUAACUCCUCUUCAGCAAAACAUUCUCAACACAAAUACAAAAACACAUUAUCUGCACUGAAGACGUAUAUGACAAGCCCUUCAAAGUGUUGGGUCUGAAGAGUAUUUUUAGUGUUCUCCUACGUGAAUCAAUAAUUUUUAUUGAAUCAUGUUACUCGUCUUAAACUGAAGAAUGUUGCAGACCAUCAAAUUCAAAGAGGAAAAAUACUGGUCUUAGAUGAAAGUCCUAGGUUCAUCUUAUUAUUGAACAACAGCUCGUCUACGUCUUAGAUGGACUUUGAUGGACUUUCUUAGUCAGGCUUAAUAGAGCUCCAAAGGUGAAAAUAAUUGAUUGAACAACACCUUUUCUCUUCCUCUUCUACAUGGAGUGGGUACAUUCAUUCAGUCAUUCAGUCAUUCACUCACUCAUUCUACAUGAUCAGGUACCUCCUCUACCUCCUCUACCUCCUCUACCUCCUCUACCUCCUCUACCUCCUCUACCUCCUCUCCCUCUAAUGUUAGUCACUUCUUGCCGCAUAUUUUGAUUUUGGCUUGGGCAGCGGUGAUGGUGGAGAUACGCAUCGCGUAUCAGUUGAGCAUCCAUCGUCGAAUGAACGGUGCAAUAGCACCAGCGUGCUUCCUGGUUCUCAUGGUCGGCAUCCUCUUUUGCGGAGCUGGAUGUCGCGUCAUCGCUUACACUAAGGCUACAUGUAGUUGACCCUUCUACUCUCGACAACUAUUCUCCAGCAAAUGUUUCUGCUCUCGGUCCUCUCGACUAGGACUAUAAUUCUCCAGCAGAGAAAUGUUAGAGGUAAGUAGUUUAAUAAGUUUUUCAUGUCUCGCUAGGACCUCCUAUGCAACACGAAGCAAUCGCGUGACGUGUUGCAUUUUUUUAAAAACUUUAGUAUACUAUUGCAAACAACAAAUGUAAGUAGAUGAAUUAUCCGUCUUGGUCCUCCCGCAUCAUGAUCAUCAAUUCAAAUGACGUAGCUUCCACCUACCCCUUCUACACCCAGACCUAAACCUCUACAACUUCUAAUCUUCAAAUGAACAUACCUAGCGCGAGCCAAGGGGUGUUCGUCUGGCCUGAAUAUGAGAAAACUUUGCACCAUUUGGCUAAGCAGGAUGGCUACAAAACGGAGGACAUGUUUCUCCAAUGGUUGAGGCACUCUCUGACCGAAUUUCAAGUGCCAACUGGUAUUCUCGCCGCAACUUGUGGCUCUGGCGCUGUCUUUUGUUAAGGCUUCUUAGUACUAUUUGCUGUAUAUAAGUAAUAAUUGAUCUUUUUGAUUCAACAUCUUGAAAAGGAACCAAUCACGAAGAAACAGCUUUCUUCUUGGCAUGAUAGAUUGGUCCUCGUUUCUCUUUCUCUUUAAUAAGGGACGAUAGGGAUAGGGACCCGGAAAACCAAAACUGUUCUAAAAUGUGACUUUACAGAAGUUUCAGUUUCAUAGUUGAAGACGAACAUCAACUUCAGCAUGAAUCAACUCAUAUAUAUGGAUCGAUAGAUGAAUAUUUAUACAAUCAACUUGAGUCAGCCUGUCAGCCCACUGCUCUCUAAUUUGGUCAGUUCGGCGUCUUGUUUUUCAUGCUGUUCUUUAUCUUUCCAAGCGAUCCGUUCUACCCUGUUGCGCUUUCCGGUUCUUCUAUUAAGACAAUUGGAGCAAUGUGCACCCUCCUCAGCAUCAUUAUUGUCCUCGUCCUAAUGGCGUGGAGGUCUUUUUCAAGGGGAAAAAGAAGGCUGCUUGUUCUAUCUCUGGAUCUGUACUUCGUCGUCCCGCGGAUCAUGAUUUUUACUUGAGACCACCACGCGAAGGAAUUAAGAGCAACUUCUCCGAGGAUCAUUCAUGUGACCCUCAAAGAGAAAGAUGCGACGCGGUAGCUCUAAUUCUAGCGCCGCUAGGUCCUCCACUCCAGCCGUUGGCGCAAAUAUGAUUAAGGCCCUAAGACUCAAGCUCAUAAUCUUUGAGCUCUCAUCUCAAAGAGUGAGAAAAUCGGACAUGAGGGAAAUUGCAUGAUUAAAAUUUUCCUGCCUAGAUUGAAUCAUAGACGAGGGCGGAAAGGAUGGACUUAAGUUGGUCCUCCAUCUUUGUGGUGAGUUAUCAUCGUGACGAAACACUACGACGCCCGAAGGCAGUCUGCACUGAAUUUUUGCGAGAUUCGUCGUUGCUUGUAGUGAGUUCUUAUAUUCACUACAAGAUGAUCAUGGCCAUUGUCACUGAAUCCGACCUCCUAGAUAGAUUGAGUCAAGUACAAAUUGCAUGUUCCUGGAACACACUUCUUCUAAUAUUUUGAGUGUUAAACUUUCGGUGUCUGGCUUCGACAAGUUUGAGAAAGAAGGAGGAGGUGCAGACUUGUUGGGAGAGGGCGAGGCUUCUCCUGAUACUGAGGUAUUAGCCACUGGGGAUGGUGUGGUGUUAUGGCCAGGAACUCUCACACUUUUUCUCACAUUUAAACGAGCAAACUUGACAUAGCAAGAGUGGAGUAUUCCAUUUAAAGAAACGAGUAAACUUGACAUAAGAGAGUAUUCUCGAAUAUAGGGUAGGGGUUUAGGUCCGGCGACGCUGAGAGCACAUAUUGAAGAAAAAUAACCGGGGGUUAGCUUUCCAUCAUGUAGUCCUAGGCGCCUUAUCCCACCACGCAAAAGCAAUUCCGAAAAUUUGAGACUAGAUAGAAAUUCUAUUCUUUCUGGAGGUCACUGCUCUCUAAUCUGAAUUCGUUCGGGAGAGGAUGAGCCUUCUACCGCAGUCGGUGGAGGAAAGGUCAAGAGGGUGCGCGCUGGUGCUGAGGGCGAAGCUGACGAAGACGAUCUCGAUGGUGCGGAUGAGGAGUUGCAGCUGAAUUAUGCUCAGAUGAAGAUUCUCUUUAAAUUGUACUCUUUUAAUCCGCAGUAUGAUUUUUCACUAGAAGGUUUCUGAGUCAUUGUUGAAGUUCACUCUGUUGCCUCAAGGACUAGUCAGUGCAUACUGAUACUGUGUGUUAUUAUUUGUAUCCAUUAUUUAGAGAAAUCUUCAAAUAAGUCACUGCUUAGUUUUUCCCUCGUAGCUCCUCCUCUCACCCUUCAUGAUUUAAUAUUUGAGAUACUUCUGUUAUCUAAGUACUUGAAAUAUAACCUUUUUUUCUUGUCUUUGUUGUAGUUAGGUGCAGCAUGCCCCACCUCCAGAUCUGUCAUUCUCAUUGUUGUUCGCUUCUCUUCAAGUGUAAGGGACUAGUUAAUUCGUAUCCAUCAUUCUCAUGAGCAGGUACUUUUUCGAUGGUUUAUUGCCCUCUUGUUCUUUCCAUAUUAGAAAUAACUUCUACUAGAAGAUGCGAUCUUCUCUCUCAGCACCUCUCACUCUCAGCACUUCUCUCUGCACAUCAACCUAUGAUCUCUAACAUGAUUCUGCGACUUUUUUGGCUGGCGAUCAAUCUGCCUAUAUGAAGUCUACCUCUACUUCGGCUGGAGGAGGCGCAAGUCCGCAAGUGCUACAGAUCGUCUACAUUGUGAUUCACUCGAUUGGCGGGUUGCUUCUGCCGUUGUUCUUAAGGCUGAAAUGUUGUGAAUUGAUUUAUUGCCUUUGAUAUUCUACUUCUUUGGCGCCGAUGGGUUGACUUUGGUAUUCUACUCUCACCUCUUUCUCACUUAUUGAGUUGUAGUUGUUUUGAUGGAUAUACUAGCUAGAACUGAACGGACGACUCGCUGUUCUACUCAUUUUCCUCACUUCUUCUUACCUCGUCCUCACUUCCUCGUCUCACCUCUUACCCCAACCCCAUCCUCUAAUGUCCCUCGACUUGGUAAUGUUUUUGGUGAGUUUCAGCGGGAUUACGGCUAGUCCUUCCAGCAACAUCUUCAUCAGCCAGACGAUCAGCGUUGCCUUCGGCUUCAUUUGGGCAGGUCUUCUCUUCGUACUAGUCAAGUUCGUCUUACCCAGCAACGCGAAAGAACACGUGCGGUAGAAGGAUACUAGUAGUGCUUAGAAAUGGGCACACGAAGACGAAGGGUGCGUUACUUAGAGGGAUACUAGUAGUGCCCAAAAAAGGUUAGUAAAAGAUGGCUCUAGUUCAGAGAGGGAUACUAGUAGUGCCCAAAAAAGGGUAGUAAAAGAUGGCUCUAGUCUAGAGAUGAGCAAUAGUGCCUAAAAAAGGGUACACUAAGACGACGGAUACUACUAGAUAGUCGUGCCUAGUAAACAUAAACAAGGGUGCUUACACUACAAAGACGACAGGGAGGAACAAAGAUGAUUGAGAAGUCACUUACUAAGAUGUUGUACAAGAUGAAAGGACUUCAACUUGAAGUUGAAAAAAUCAAGGAUCAUAUGAUCUUUUCGCACGAAGGACAUGGAGUGAGCUUGUGCAUACAACUCACUCCACGUAGUAGUUAGAAGUACCUGUAAGAAAUUCUGGGAGUAAUCAUAAGCAAAAAAAGAUGAACAUGAACAGUACAACGUAUCAUCCAAGUAUUAUCACAACUGAUAGCUAGUAUCAGAUUUCGAUUUACAUACUGAUUUACAACGAAGACAAAUCAUGAAAACUACGACCACUAUCUAAAAAAACAAUUAACUACAUCAUGCCUCUUAUUCUUAUCAAUAGUUGGAGGUUUAAACCAUUCGGAUUCACUGAGAAAUUGAAAAUAUUAAGCUUAAUAUGCUUACAGGUCUCGUAGUAUUGCUAAAUGCUGCCGCUGCUACCUUCUCUCGUUUUUGUUGUUACUGACCGAAGUACAUCGUGUGUGACCUUGUCUAACUUGCUAGAUGUCAGAAAGUAAAAUUAAGGGUAGGCUAAAGGUGCUUUUCUUACCGCUUUUUAUGCCUCUCUCCCUUAGGAUGAGAAAGGCAUAACAAGCGGGGUAAGCGAGCACCAAAAACCUACCUCUAAUAAAAGUAAAAAUGGGGUGCUACGAUACUUUGGAUACAAGAACGCUGCGGGACUAGAGGCGGGACAUUGUAGUUGUACAAUCAGUCAGUCUUCCUACCUCCUCUUAGACGUUGAGACGAAGCCCAAUCCCUAUCCGGUUUCGGCAGCUAAUGAGCGCUAUGCGCCGUCCAGUGCGAGCACCGAGCAGUCAGUUUGCGUCGGAGCCCACAAUGGUCGGAAGUGAUUGCAGUAUCAAAUGAAGAAGAAGAAUUUUUCGAUAAUCACACCAGAACUUUGGAAGGGCUUGGGCCUCUCACAUAGCUGAGAAAGGCUUAGGUUCAAACGUAUUAAGAGAACUCAGUACAACGACCAGCACCGUUGGUUGAGUAGUUGUAGAGGUAGCUGCAGCGGUCUUGAGACAUAGUAGAAGGAAUAUGAAGCAUGUGGUUGUAGAAGUCUCAAUAAAGAAUGUAUACUAUAUGUUUUUCAAUAUUGAUGUCCGUAUACUGACAACGCUAAAUAACUAAUUGAACUAAGACACUCGAUUAUUAUCAUCCGUUUACAUCUUCUUGCAUUACCAUUACAGAAUUCACAGGACACCAGAUAUUACGAAAUUUUACUCAUGCAACAAUAUAGAAAUGAGGUAAAAAUUUGCUUUCGCUACAGCCUAAUAUUUCUAGCAUAGGAAAAUGAAUUCAUGAAUCACAUUCAUAAUAGAAGAAGAUCGAAGAUCAACGCAACGCUGUAGAGAAAAAAUCAUGCAGAACAAGUAGAAGCUGCAUUGGAGGCGGAGGCUAAAACCUUUAGAAGAUGCAACUUGAAAAUAUUGAUGGGAUAAGGAUAAAAACAAUAGAAAAGACGAACAUCAAUGAACAUAUUCAUAUUACUUGUACAUACUUAUGGAUCUUGAGCAUGAUUUAUG